AUGGCACCACUGGCACAGCACACCUCCUCUCCGGCAGAUUCUGAUAUCCCGCUCGCGGACCUGGAAAUUGGGACUUCCGCGGUCGCCUACUCCAAUGGCAACUCUCGCUGGAAUGAUUUCACCCAGACCCAUCCGUCCAACCUCCUCUCAAACACCACCGGAUGGAGGUGGAAGAUGUCGCAAGAAGGUUGGUUGGCAUAUCUUGAAGAUAUGAGCCACCGGUUGACGAUCGCCUCGACGCCAUCCUUCCUGCAACCAUAUAUGGGGGCCGCGGCAGCUCCGCCGGCCAAACUCCAUGCGAUCGCGGCGUUGGAUGGACUGCGCGGCUGGGCAUGUUUACUGGUCUUUAAUUUCCAUUUCCUCUUCACCUACACCUGGAAGGUGGCGGUGGGCUGGGGAUUCGCAGGGUCUAAUUUCGGCAUCCACCAAUUGCCCUUUUUUCACAUGCUGAUCUCGGGACACAUCAUGGUGGCCAUCUUUUUCGUCAUCUCUGGCUAUGUGCUAUCUUACAAGCCAUUGAAGACCAUCCGUCAACAAUCUUAUGCUGACGCGUUCUCCGUUUUGGCCUCUUCUACCUUUCGGCGGGCUUUGCGACUGUAUAUACCUUCGAUUGUCGGCCUAAUUUGCGUCUUCAUCGCCGUCAGGCUGGGCCUGUACAACUACUCGUGGGGCGUCAUCAGAGAAGGGCACACCAUCCUCGGUACCAAUGAGCAACAUCCACCCGUCUUCGUUUCGGCAGUGAAGCAGUUCUGGGAUUUCUACUACACCAUCACUCAUCUCAUGAACCCCUUCGACUGGGGCUUGUUCUACAACAACUACAAUCCCCAUCUUUGGACGAUUCCGGUAGAGUUUCGAUGCUCGAUCGUUCUGUUCAUCACAAUUUUGGCGACGUCUCGCCUCGUCUCAGCCGUUCGCAUGCUCUUCGUUGCUAGCCUCAUCUGGUUCUGCAUGCGCUACGGUCGAUGGGACAUUGUUCUUUUCCUGUGUGGCAUGAUAAUGGCGGAAUUGGACCUGAUCCACGGAACGUGGGACAACCCUCCGGGCCUGACUGCCAACCGCCCAGAUAGAAUGUUGCAUGUUCGCCUCCUCUCGGGGAGUAAAGUGCUUGCCAGCGUAUCUCGACAAAAGUUCUGGAUCGGUGUCUUCAUUCUAGGCCUCUAUCUUGGAUCAAGUCCCAAUCUCGGAUUCAAGUGGACCCCCGGCUACAUGUGGCUUUGGAAAAUCACUCCUUCCACAUACCCAGAGCCGAACCGAUUCCCCCAGACCAUCGGCGCGACUUUGAUCGUAUUCAGCAUUAAUCGUUCCCCGGAAAUCCAAAAACUCUUCACCAAUCGUCUUUCUCAAUAUCUGGGCAGAAUCUCUUACGCUUUUUAUAUUGUCCACGGGCCGAUUCUGCACUCUCUUGGCUACUCCAUCAUGCCGACCAUCUGGGCUUUGACGGGCAAAGACUCCGAUUUGCAGUACUGUCUCGGGUUUUUCAUCGGCUGGUGUAUCUGUUUGCCUAUUGCUAUCUGGGCGGGCGAUGUCUUCUGGCGGGCGGUCGAUGUACCGAGUGUGAAAUUUGCUCGCUGGCUCGAAGCACAAGUCAUUGCAAAGCCUCUUCCGGUGACACGAUCCUCGGUGGACUGA
Molecule: messenger RNA, 1629 nt
Organism: Penicillium diatomitis
Lineage: Eukaryota; Fungi; Ascomycota; Eurotiomycetes; Eurotiales; Aspergillaceae
Product: acyltransferase family protein
Exons: 1
Coding region: 1-1629 (542 amino acids)
Biological process (GO): polysaccharide biosynthetic process
Cellular component (GO): membrane
Molecular function (GO): acyltransferase activity, transferring groups other than amino-acyl groups
Source: RefSeq, a predicted model, not a curated record